ACUCCUUAAUUUCUUGCGUCUUUCUCAGUCACAUCCAUCUCCUCCCGUACGUCUCAUUGAUGAACGCACCUCCCCCUGCACCCCCACACACUUCAACUUCAUUUAUAUAUAUUAAGUAGUACACACACACACACACACAGAUAUAUAUGUAUAUAAGAAUAAGAAAGCCAUAUCGAUCACCACUUUUAACGUUACCCAUCAAUUUUGUGCUCUCUCUCCAACCAAACCAAACCAAACCAAACCUGAGCGUGCCUCUCCUCUCUGUCUCUCUCCAGUAAUGGCGGAUAUAGACUGCAGUCAGUUGUCGAAGCCGCCGCUAAAGCUCUUCGGCAUCGAUAUCUCAUCUUCAUCGGAAUUCACAGAAGUAGACAGCACCAACACCGGCUCAGAUGCCCCGACCAAGUCCCCAUCCGACGGCCGCAAGUUCGAGUGCCAGUACUGCUGCCGUGAGUUCGCUAACUCUCAGGCGCUCGGCGGCCACCAGAACGCCCACAAGAAGGAGCGCCAGCUGCUCAAGCGCGUCCAGAUGCAGGCCGCGCGUCGGAAUCCGGCCCCACCGCUCGUCCCUUGCAACCCCUUUGUGGCAACGUUCACGCCGCCGCCCCACCUCAUUGCCCAUGCCCAUGCAACUGGCAGUGCAGGCCCAGCCUCCCCGUGGCAGCUGUACCUUCCACAAAGUGGGGCCGCCAUGCUGGCCCAUGGGCUGCAGGCGCGCGGUGGGAGCUUUCCGGCUCUCAGAAGCUUGGCCGGAGGAGAUGGUACUAAUGGUGGUGGUGGUGGUGGGCAGGGAAGGCAGGUCUUAGAGAAGGGUAUGGGCUUGGACUUGCAACUGGGUCUCGGGCCUGGUGCUUCAUGGUCGUGAUUUUUUUCAUUGAUGAUGAUCUUAUUUUUGUCCUUCUUUGGUUAAUGUUUAACCCGAUCCACUCGUAAGUUUGGUGGAUUUGGAGUUACACGGCUCUACAAAGUCGAUUAUUGUUGCAUCAAAAUGUUUUUAAGAAUUCAAAUCACUGAGACGACGGAGCCACCGCAAA
Molecule: messenger RNA, 1031 nt
Organism: Punica granatum (pomegranate)
Lineage: Eukaryota; Viridiplantae; Streptophyta; Magnoliopsida; Myrtales; Lythraceae
Source: RefSeq, a predicted model, not a curated record